ACCCGGUGCUGCAGACGGCGCGCAGAAUGAAAGUGUCCUUCUGUUUAUGUGUUUAUCUGUUUAUCUUGUGUGAACAUGUUUUAAUAUCUCCAUGAACUGCAGUCUGGCUGAGAUCGUCAGGUCGUUUGAGAUGUUCCUGAUCAAACCCUGAGAGGAAAUGUUUCUUCUCAAGCGAAGAAUCUGCAGCAGUGUUGAUCCUGGGUAGCUAACAAGCUAACCUAGCUAACCUAACUGUUUUGUUUUGGAAAGUGGAAUAACGGAGUAAGAAAAGGCGGAUAUUAAAGACAAACGAGUCUAACCUGAAUAGCUAAAGCGUUCAGUAUUUAAAAUUCGGGUUCGCUUGGUUGGACAGACUCGGACUGAAAACAGAGGUUUUGACAUGGAUUUGAAGUGUCAGUGGAGCUGAGAUGAACCCGGGACGCAAGCGCAGGCUGGCGGCUGCCAGAGGAGCCGUCUCUCGGUCCAAGUGCAGCAGGAAUGAAGAGAACGAGUGCAAACCAGCAGGGUCCACCCAGACCCCCUCUCCUGACUGUGAGCCCGGCUCCUCUCCAGCUGAAGAAGGGCUAAAUCAUCCAAAUAACGAAAACUCACCGUCAUCGAAACGAGCAGCAAGGAGCAAAGCCUGCAGCCAAGCUGUCUGUCCAGCUUCUGAGACCGAGGGUGUGGUGCAGAAUGUGAAGUGUGGCCUGUCCUCAGAAGAUGAAACCGAGAAGACCCUGGUCAUCACAGUCGAUAACGAGCAAAGCGGCACACGGCAAAGUGGGAGAAGGAAAGGAGGUCUAAAGAGGAAACAGGAGAUGAGUGGGACCUCUACCGAGGCAGGCUCCCAGCAAGAGCAAGAGCAAGAGGAGAAUGAAGAUGAAAUCCAGCCAGAGGUUGAGAUUGAUCAAGAGCUCGACAGGGAGCUUGAGAACAAAUCACGGCAGCAUAACCUGACCUCAGCCAACGUGCGCAGCAUUAUACAUGAGGUGAUCACCAAUGAACAUGUUGUGGCCAUGAUGAAAGCUGCCAUCAAUGACACCGAACCUGUUCCACUGUUUGAGCCCAAGAUGACUCGCUCUAAACUAAAAGAGGUUGUGGAGAAAGGAGUGGUCAUUCCCACUUGGAACAUUUCACCAAUUAAGAAGCCCAACAAAAUGACGGGUCCCCAGUUUGUGGACAUUCCAUUAGAAGAGGAAGACUCCUCUGAUGAGGAGUAUUGCCCUGAUGAAGAAGAAGAUGACGAGACAGCAGAAGAUACGCUACUGGAAAGUGAUUUAGAGAGCACAGCGUCGUCACCACGGGGCACUCGAAUAAGCAUCAGCAGAUCCUUCAGUGAAUACGAUGGAGAAAACAGCUGCAGCCCCAGACAGAGCUUGCGCAGAGCGAGGCAUCUGAGGGUUGAGGUAGUGCCCAUGGGCCCCCCACCACCUCCUCAGGGUCCAGAGCCUUCAGGGCCGUCAAGAGAGUGCAGCUUCAUGGAGAAACUUCAUGCCGUGGAUGAGGAGCUGGCCAUCGGCUCUGACUGUAUGGACACAUACCAGUCUCUCAGCAGUAGUGGAGAAGACAGUCUGAUGGCUUUUCGCACUCGUUCCAAACGUCCACUGAGAGACGUGCCACUGGGUCGUCUGGAGGCGGAGCUUCGAGCUCCUGACAUCACACCGGACAUGUAUGAGCAAGGCUCUGCCCCGGAGGACGUAGAGUGGACACGGUGGCUUCAGGGCCUCAUGAGCUCUGAUGUGGAGAAUGAAGAGGAGGGCGAUGAUGAAGAUGAUCCGGAGUAUAAUUUUCUGGCUGACAUUGAUGAGCCGGAUGUAGAGGACUACAGGAAUGACAAGGCAGUGCGCAUCACCAAAAAGGAAGUGAAUGAGUUGAUGGAGGAGCUCUUUGAUGCAUUUCAAGACGAAUUAGGGUGUCAGGAGGAAGAAGGCCAUGAAGAAGAAGAGGAAAAAGAAGAAGACGACGCUACCCAGCAAGAACCUCCCAGUAUUCUGGAAACAAUUCAGUAUGAGGAUCCUUUAGCAGACAUCCUGAAACAGCGAUACCGAACAGUAAAAGAGCAGCUGGCAGCUAUUCGUAAGCGGAAGGCUCUGCUGGAGAGUAAAGGCAUACCCAUACCCGCUCCAAGACCUAAACGCCCCAAAAGCCCCACAAGCCCAAGCGGCCCCAGUGGCCCCAGUGUCCCCAGUGGCCCCUUGCGUCUCACUCAUGCCCAGAAACUUCAUCUCCAGCAGCACAUCCAGCAGCAUGUGCAGCUACUGACACAGGUGAACAUGCUGAGCAGGUCGACGAAGGGCCUACAGACUGAGGCUUGCACUGCUAGACAGUUUCUGUUAGAGCUGCAGUUCUUUGCUCAGCGGGCAGAGCAGGCGCAGAGUGUAACAGAGCCUGGUUUUGUUAGUGUCUUCAGAGCCUGUAACCUACAGGCUGCGCUCGACUUGCUUGAAGAGUUAGACCACUCUCCUAAAAUUGACGCUCUGGGCCAGGGUCCACUGUUCUCAGGAUCCCAGAUUCCGGCUCAUUUGGCAUGGUUGAUGGCCACACGUCCAGUUUUCCUCUAUCCUGAGCUGCUUUCGGAGGCUAACCUGUCUACUUUUCAUUACAAGGGACCCUUCACCUCAGCAGAGAACUGUUUGAUAGUUUUGGGCCAUAAACACUUUCAGGGUACUCUGCACCCACUCCAGCUGGCAUGUCAUUACCUGCUUGUUGCUAGGAACUUCGUCUGUUUGAGAGCCCACAUCCGCAGUGCAUGUCAAAAACAAAGCCCCAGCAUCAUAAAGAAUUACUUUCUAGAAGGUAAAUAUCCCUUUAUGCCUGUGGCCUGCGAAAGAGUCAGUCCCGAUGACCUGCGACCCCCAGUAGAGAGAGAGAAGCGCCUCAUGCCUUAUUGGCUUUCGGAAAACCUUAAGCUGAUUUAUGAAGAAGUGAAGAAAUACAACCAGCAACUUGCCACUUCUCAGUCUGCCAAGCAUAAAGACCUGCAUACCACUGUAGCUCCUGCUACCCCUUCUGCCACCCCAGAACCUGCUUCUUCAUCCUGUACUUCCCCCCCAGGUACCCAAUACCCUCCCUGGCUGCCAGAGACCCUUGCAAUGGCUCUUAUGCCUCCUCCUCCUGGUUCCUUGAGACGAAAAGCCUCGGUUAAGCUUUCUGCACUGACUUUGAAUCAGUCCACUGAACCUCCCAAAGCUCCUCCACUUUCAAAAGAUGUAGUGGAAGCCCUCGGUCGUCUCCCACCCAUUUUGCCAAAGUCUGCUCACCUUGACCAACUUGGAGGUCAGACUGUUCAGUUUAAUUCCUUGAGGAAGAAGCCAAAGAUUAAGCUUGGAACUGUAAGUGCUCAAAGUACUGGAGAAACCCAGAUGGUAACCUCUAAGUUUAAUGACCCAGCAGAUCAAAACCAAGGAAAACUUGUCAUAACUUUAACUGCUGCUCCAGUGGAGCCACCCUCUCUUGGGAACGUGGUUGUGACAACAAAAGAAACACAUACUGCAGGUUCUAGCGCUGAACAUGUAGCUCUAGUAGGCCCACGGGAUGAAAAUAUUCUCACCUUACCUACUGCUCCAGUGGCCACCAGCCUGAACCUACCCUCUCUAGGGGAUCUAGCUGUGAAAACCAGUGAAACAGGCUCAAGUGCUGCACAAAUAGCUUCUAGCCAAGGCAAUGUCAUCAUCUUACCUACUGCUGCGGUGGCCACUGCCUUAAUAUGUCCUGCACCAGCCACUAAGGUAGCGCCCCAAACGCCUUCUGUCCUCCCCUCUUUGGCUAAAGACUGCAUGAGUCAGCGUUGUGGCACCCUACUCAAGCUAAGCACAGGACCAAGAGUCCCUCUAGGCCCAAAUCCUCCAAAGUCUGUAUCUCAAAAUACUCUGCAUCAGUUUCUUAUACUCCCUCCAGGCUGUAUUAUUACAAACAGUGCAAGUCACAACACUAUUCUGAACCAUGAGCCAGUUACAGCUCACAACCAGAAACCCUGUGUAGCUCAGGAGACGACAGAGAUGGAAGAUGUUACUCAGAGUGUUUUAGGGAACAUUUCCAGGGGACAUAAUGCAGUUCUGCUAGAGGUGUCCUCAAAUAAAGGUCUGGAAGCCAGCAUUAAAGACAGUGCAUUACUGACAGCAGUAGAGGAAGAAGAGUUGGAUGUCGAUGAGGUGAUUGCUAAUGAGGAGGAACAGGAGGAGUGCGGAGAGGAAGGCUUUAGAAAACCAUUCCUCACCUUGUCAGAAAGCUCAGGAAGCCCCACACCUAGUUUGUAUGGGGACGAUGUUGCCAUGGAGACAGUGAUGGAUGAGGAUGGAAGGGACCAGAGACAGCCUGGGUGUAGUGAAGGAGGAAGGGUUAGAGAAGACAUGGAGGGAGAAAUAGAAGAGAAGCGCUUGAGGACAGUAGAGGAAGUGAUGUCACCUGCUUCUGAGACAUCUGUGUUGUCUGUGCCGGAGCUUCAGGAGACAAUGGAGAAGUUAUCAAGGCUGGCAUCAGAACCGGGGUCUGACGAUAAAAGAUUUGCAGAUGAAGUCCAGUCAGGUUGUCAUGCCUCAGUGGAACGGCUUCUCUAUGAUGACUUAUCUGACAAUGAUCCUCGGAGAGAUACUAAAGAUGUUGCGUUUGCUCAGGCUUAUCUGGAGAAGGCAUGUGAGGUGCUGCAGACAGUGCCAGGGAAGGUGGAGGAGUUCCUGGGUGUUUUGUAUGAGUUUGAGCAGGACCCUGAAGGCAGAACGUCAGUGGAGCUCUUUAUGAGGCUGAAGCCUGUGCUAAGAGACUGGCCUGAGCUCCUCAGAGACUUCGCUGCUUUCCUGCACCCAGAACAAGCUCAGGCGUGUGGCCUGCUGGCGGAGCAGCAGGCGUUUGAGAGAAGCAGGCGGUUCCUGAGGCAGCUGGAGCUCAUUUUCGGAGAGCACUCUGUCCACUACAGGAGGGUCGUGCGCACGCUGCAACAGGGCCCCUCUAAAACCCUAACUGGCUCACAAGAGAUGAAAGCACAAAUAGCUAUGCUGUUCCGUGACCACACCCACCUGCUGGAGGAGUACUGGGCGUUUUUUGAGCAGCUCCACCCACCUGCGCAGUGUCGGACUGAUGAUGGAGAGGAGGAAGAGGAAGAAGUGGAGUGGGACGACACUGAUAGUGUUUCAAGUGUUCAGACAGUGCAGAGCGUGUGUGAGCCUAUCGGAGCCUGUUCUCCUGAGGAGAGAACAGAAGCUCACAAAAGUCAUAUUGACUGCAAGAGGGUUGAUGUAAUAACCCAGAAUGCAGAGUGCCAUGGCGUUGGUGCAGAGCUGGAGGAUGAAUGGACCCGGGAGAGAGAUACGCAGUUCCGCUGCCAAGCUUCAGGAAGUCCUGUCUGUGCCAAGAACUGUUCACGUAUGCCAAGUGGGGAAAAGGUUGUGCUCUGGACAAGGGAGGCGGAUCGUGUGAUACUCACCACCUGUCAGCAGAGAGGAGCCAGUCAAAGCACCUUCAGCUCUAUCGCUAAUCAGCUUGGUAAUAAAACGGCCAAUGAGGUUGGUGCACGCUAUCGGGACCUCAUAAAGCUGUUUCACAAAUCCACAAAGCAGCAUCACACCAGCCGGUUAGAUACAGAGCUCCAGUCCAGCCCCAAAGAAGUGGAACCAGACUGAGGGAAAUCCACAGUAAAGCCUAGUGCAUGUCUACCCAGCACUCUCCCACCACAAACAGUCUAAUAAUAAUAAUAAUAAUUGGAACGUGGACUGACAAACCAGGUCUUAAUGGAGGAGAACAUUAAUACCAUCCCCAAACUCAAGGUCACUUUGUGUCACCGUGUUUUUGUGAGCGUAGCAAGAGUAUGAGCUUAUAGACAUUACCAGUAAAUGCAGAGUAAAAAUUCUUUGCCUUGUUUUUCAUUUUCACACCUUGUUUUAUGUUUUUGUUAUCAACUGAACCGUCAUCAUGGUUCCUCAGAAAAGAUGGGCAAGUUAGGCUGGAAAGUGGACAGAGAAAAAUACUAUAUAUCUAUAUGACAUAUAUCAGUGUUAAACUUAUUAAUUCUGUGCUUAAUUCAGUGGUUCAGAUGUAAACAGAGUAAUUCCGAGUGUGUUGAAUUGAAAUGGUUCACUUUACAGUGGUGGUGAUUGGAACCAGGGGUCACAAUGCCUACAACACAAAUACAGCCAUUUUAUUUGCUGCUGACCAGUGAACCUAUACAUGUUUUUGGAGUUAAAAUAGUGGAGAAUCUGAAAAGCUGUUUUCUUUUAGGAUUAUUUUUCCUCAAAUCUCGUAUGUACCUCUCUGCCCUGAGUGUAAUUAAAAAUUCUAAAAUCUCCAAUCUGUUAUAGAAACAACAUCUCUGGCAUCAGACACCAUAUUUGUAACAAUUUCAUGUUAUAAUUUUCUGUGCAGGAUCUUCUAGAGCCCAUGUGUCAAACACAAGGCCUGCGGGCUAAGUCAAGCCUGUCACACAGUCCUGUUCAGCCUGUGAAAUGAUUUUAAUUCUCUAUUCUUACUAGCCCGUUUCAGCCCGUUACAGUCCCCAGCAUGCACUGCAACAUAAUGUGCGUUCUGACCCUCUGACCGUGGGCCAGCGGUUACACAAAAGGAAAACAUCUCUGGUGUCUAGUUCAAGCAAAUGGGCAGUUUUAAAAAAAACCUACCUAAAACAAUUUUUUUAUUU
Colossoma macropomum (tambaqui) is the source of this 6604-nucleotide messenger RNA. RefSeq names its product GON-4-like protein. Gene Ontology annotation, molecular function: transcription coregulator activity. Gene Ontology annotation, biological process: regulation of DNA-templated transcription. Bases 408 to 5594 code for a protein of 1728 amino acids. Gene Ontology annotation, cellular component: nucleus. Lineage: Eukaryota; Metazoa; Chordata; Actinopteri; Characiformes; Serrasalmidae. The transcript has 28 exons. The record is from RefSeq and is a predicted model, not a curated record.